GGUUGUCCCCCUUCUUUUUGGAUGAAAGAAUGGAAAACAUGUACACCUGCACAGCUAACCCCAUUUCAAUCACAGCUGAUAUCAUCUCAUGAAAAGUAACUCUUCUUUCUCUCCUGAAGAAUGUCAUAACAUUUCAUCAGUUUUUCUGUUCUGCAAUUUAUCAUCAUCAAACAAACAAGGACAGUAUAUUUCCUCCAGCAUAGAAGAGGCUAUGCACUUCUAGUGAACAUAUCUGAGGAGUUGUCAAUAUUGCCAAAUACAAGAGUCGGCAUGGAACCAUCAGUAACAAUCUGUGUCUUAUACUUACAUGCAUGCAUGUAUGCAUAAUACAACCAGUGUCGGUGUGUUCACGUUUCUCUAACUUAGCAGUUGGGUUAAAAAAAACUGAUAGAAUAAGUACCAGCCUUGAAAAAAUAAAAGUUCUGGUGUUAAUUCAUGCGGCUAAAAUUCUUCAGUGCUGUGCCCUAGUAUGACCACAACCUUAUGACUGGAACAAGUAAAAGAUAAAAGAUCAGUACGGUUAUUUUCGUUUAAUAGUUUUUUAUGUGUGUUUAACAUGCUAAACUACAGCUUUGCCUGUACAUGACUUGAUUGUUAACUCUUUACCUGCACGACCUCAAAGGCUAUGCUGGUGCGAGGUUGAACCAACCACUUGCAGAGGCAGUCUGAUUGAUUUAAAAAUCACCAAGGUAGAAGAGAAGAGUAUGGUGCGUAAACCCCGUUUUCUUGCUAGUCAGGGUAUCGACAUUUACUGUUAAGACUAAGAAAGAAAGACAUCUUGGUCAGAAACUGUUUAAAGAAAAGCACAUAAAUUCAACGUACAACAAUCAGCCAUCACACAGGUUUUCUGAAACCUGUCAGCGAGAGAGAGAUUGAGAGAAUAGCGGUGUAUAGAAUACGAACACAACGAAUUAUAUUAAAGAGAGGGAGAGAAAGAUAAAAUAACGAAGACACAUUGGUAUAAAUGUCUCUGAAUUAUAAAUAGUUUUUAUUUAUUUCAAACCCUUACGUUUUACAAAAUACAAAUAUUUACAUUAAUUUCAGACUCGUCUAAUUAUGCUGUUGUAAUCUAAACAGCAGUUAUAUUAAAUGCAGCCAGCAUUAACCAUCGAUCUCAUUCUUGUAAAUAAUAGUGAAAGUGCCGGUUUUAUUAAUGGAAAAUUGAUAUCGUAGGAUUUAUUUAAAUUUAUAUUGACCAUGGGUAAAAGUGGCAAGAAAAAUAAGAAACAAACUGCUGACGUGAAAGAAGCGGCUUCUAAAGAUCCUAACAACGCAUCGAAGAAAAACGUGCGGAAUAAACCGAACUAUAAAACCAACUGGCAGAAUGUGAUGCUAGCCAAAAUUGGUGUUUUGGGGACAGCUUUUUUAGUUUCUGUAGUGGCAUUGAUAUUUUCUACCUCAAAUGAACAACAGCCAGUUUUUGCUGGUGCUAAAGAAGGCCAUGAAAAACUUGUUGCUGAAAUACCAUGUUCCAAGGAUUAUGUUUCUGAACCAUUCAAAGGCUGCAUUCCAUCCCAAUGUAAAAGAGUUGUGUUGGACCACAUGGUGACUAUAGAUGAAGCAAAAUCUCUAUUACGGCUUGCUAAGAAAGGUCUUGCUUUUGGAGGUUCUGAUGGUGGAGCAUCCAUUUUAGAUUUACAUUCCGGUGCUUUGUCGAAAGGGAAUUCAUUUGUGGACAUUUUUAAAAUGUUGGGAAGCAAAUUCAGUGAAGUAUUCACAAAAGAAGAUUUUCAGAUUUACAAAAGAGUGAAAGAAAAGGUAUUUCAAGCCAUCAUUAAUGAGUUCAAUAUCCCUCAUACAGAUCUCUAUCUUACUAAACCAACCUUCUUUUCAAGAAUGACGCCAAAACCAGCUAAAACCAUUCAUGAUGAAUAUUGGCAUUUACAUAUUGACAAGAAAACUUACGGCACCUUUCACUAUACAUCUCUCUUGUAUCUAACCACCUAUGGAGAAGAUUUCACUGGCGGCAGAUUUACAUUUGUUGACAAAGAUAAAAAUUCCACUGUGGAACCUAAAUUGGGUCGUGUAUCAUUUUUUACUUCAGGAUCAGAAAAUCCUCAUUUUGUUGAAAAGGUUUCCUCAGGCGAGAGAUAUGCAAUCACGAUUUCAUUCACAUGUGACCCAACCAAAGCAAUCAAAAUCCAAUGAUUUCACAUACUGAUCCACUGGACCCAGUGAAUCCCCUACAUAGAACUUCUUUUAUUUUUAUUUUUCAUAUAUUUCUUUGUUUAUUCAAAGCAAUAGUCUUCCAUACUCAUAAACAUACACACACACACAUACACACAUAGAUGCAUACACACACACAUACACACACACACACAUACAUACACACAUGCAUACACGCACAUAUGGGACAACAUUAAUUCUGAAACUGAACUAUUGCAAAGAGAACAACUUCUCUAAAAAAAUUUUUUUUAUUGGUGAACCCAAGGUUAUGACUGAAGACACUUGCCUGAGGUACCACACAGUGGGAUUGAACUCAGAACCACAGAACCACAUAGUUUCAAAGUAAACUUCUUAACCAUACAAUAAAGAAACAAUUAUUACUCAUUGUUGUGAUGUAAGGAA
Octopus bimaculoides (California two-spot octopus) is the source of this 2568-nucleotide messenger RNA. Its product is annotated as 2-oxoglutarate and iron-dependent oxygenase domain-containing protein 3. Gene Ontology annotation, cellular component: membrane. The record is from RefSeq and is a predicted model, not a curated record. Lineage: Eukaryota; Metazoa; Mollusca; Cephalopoda; Octopoda; Octopodidae. Gene Ontology annotation, molecular function: oxidoreductase activity, acting on paired donors, with incorporation or reduction of molecular oxygen; L-ascorbic acid binding; iron ion binding.